AUGAUGAGCUGCUUGAAUGUGUGUAUAUAUGCGACAGAUAUCUCCACUUAUUUGUUGUUUUGCUCCGUGCUUGUACCUGUAGUUUCCGGGGCAGACUGCUUGAGCAGGUCGCCAAGCUUCCUCUGGGCGUCAGAAGGUCCGGAAUCAGCGACGGCGGGUUCGGCGCAGAUAGCGUCCUUCUUGACCAGUCCGACAGGCUUCUUUGGGGGGCCCGCGGCUAGCUUGGCCGCUAGGUCGUUCAUGAAACUGGGCUUGUCACUGGGGAACGGGUCAGGUUCUGUCGAAGAGGUUCGUGAGUAUAAAUAA
Messenger RNA from Chondrus crispus (carragheen), 306 nucleotides. RefSeq lists its product as hypothetical. Bases 1 to 306 code for a protein of 101 amino acids. The record is from RefSeq and is a predicted model, not a curated record. NCBI's taxonomy places the organism in Eukaryota, Rhodophyta, Florideophyceae, Gigartinales, Gigartinaceae. The transcript has a single exon.